CCAGCUGCAGACCAAGGGCCCCAGAAACUAUUAAACUACCCCUACAUGUCUAGUAUGUGAUGUUGAAUGGCCCACACAAAUCAUGAAUGAUAGUCAAGACAAACUACAUGCGUCCUAAAUGAAUGUGACCUAAACAAGCUAGAUGUAGUGCAAUGGCCCCCUCUUUGUCUCUGGAUGUCGGCCUCCUCGUGGAGCUACUGUAUGUGGCUCUUAAUGGUGAGCGGGUCUUUGAACCCAGCACUUCCACCACAUUCUGCUUCCUGCCGAAGUCCAGAGAGCUGGAUCUGCCCCAGCCGGCCUGUCUGAUAGCCCUCAUCGUCUACUUCAGUGGGUACUCUGAAGUCGUGGUGCCACUGGCUGUCAGACUACCUAAUGAUAUGUGUGCGGCUGCUUUUGGGGGUCGGGGGUCCCAUCAUUAGAAAGUGUCUCACCCUGAACCCCAGCUCCAAUCUUCGCCUCGGCUACCAGUAGCGGCCUGGCAGUUUGUUCCCGUCUGUCACCAGCCCCGUGCUAUAAAGCCAGUGUUAUCUGCAGUGUUAAGUGCAGGCCACAGACGGGGGGUCAGCUUAAAGUGAGGCAGCAGAGACACCCUGUCCCGCCUGGCCCCACCGUACACAGGAAGCGGGGCUGCGCUGGGUCCCUCUGUCUGGCCCGGAGCCCUGCCUCGAACCGCGACGCAGGCGCUAAUGCAAGGAGACCCUCGGCCAAAUGAUUCUCUAAUUUCCCCUCUGGACUCAGAUGAUCCCAGUGGCCCUUGAGAAUCAGACUGAGGAUUUGUUCGGAGUGAUUUGUUUUGUCUUGUCGCCUCCCCCUCCUCUCCAUCCUCGUGCAAUUCCUUCACUCAAGUUCUAGUUCUCCCAGCGUGGUUGCAGCCACCAAAUUGGGGAUUUGAGAAAAGCCCAAGCCCUUGGAGGUCAGAAGCUUUGACUGUAGAACGUAAACGGAUGGAAAAGAAGACAACAAGUUGCAGUUUCUCAACACAAUUUAAUUCUAGUUUUCAUGAAGAACUCCUGUAGGAUGAGUUGCAUCCUUUUGUAAAAAUGCAAGGUUUCCAGUAUGCCUUGGUCAUGUUUUGAGAGGCCCAUAAUCUACUCAUCUGCUAAAAGACUAAUUUUGUGUGAGCCUCAGUGCGUCACGCUUGCAGACCUGUAGCUUAAUUCCCUUCCAACGGGGUUUAAUUGAGUGACUAAUACACACGCAGUUAAAGCCCCGUGAAUACAGACUGCCAUCGCUGACGGCCUCGGAAAUCUGUUGAGAAAUUAAACAAUGAUGCAUCGGGCUGGUUUUCUGCUGAGCUUUGAAUGAUAAUGACUGCAGUUUAAACAAAUGUUCACUUCAAACUGCAACAUGAAAAACAAGUCAGCGGUUAUAUUCUUAUAGUAUGCAUAUACACAUUAUGCAUAUACACAAAUACAUAUAUAUGACGUGUGUGUGUUUUUUUUAAUGACAUUUGUAGCAGCAACAGCUUUAAGUAAGAGUAAACGUGUUAAUAAGUAAGGAUGAAUAUUUGGCCUUGUGGACCUGUUUCACAUGUCUUUAAGUUAACAUCUCUGAACUUAUAACAUGUUUCAUUCUAACAGUUUAAAUUCUGUAAUAUUUCUCACACACACACACACACAAAAGAUCAGCCAUUUAUUUAUUGUUACGUCACCCAUUAAUCACUUCGGGACCCCACAGAUUUAUACUGUGACUCCUUGGUCGGGCAUGACCCUUAGGUUUGGAAACACUGGGGUAAACUACUCAUUAAUCACAGGGGAAGUACUUUCACUUUCGAUACUUCAACUACAACUAUUGUACUUUUGCAGUAUGAUUUUACAUCCAGAGCUUUUACUUGCAAUGGAGUAUUUUUUUAGCGACCAGCGUUGAAACUGGUUUAGUGGCACUACCAUUUAAAAAUGUUUGUUGGCUAAUAACGUGAUAAUUAAUUCGUUACUAAUUAUAAGUCACGCAAUACUUUAAUCUUACCAUUCACGUGAAUCCACAGAACACUGCCAGGUGCUGUUGAUUGGCCUCCGUAUUUUCUUAGGAUCUAAUAAACACAAUAUUAGUCGCGCGCAUUACGGACCAACACCUGCAGGCGGUUGAAAUGAUUACGUGAAACGUCACAUUUAUUUCACACACACCAGCGCGCGCUACGUACGCCAUCAUUAAUGCCCGAUGGCGUCCGAGCUAACGGGUUAUUUGUAGGGCUCACUUCACUAAAUAUAACUCUCCUCGACCGUUUGUCAUCGCGUCACAACAUUAUCACUUUCUUUCUUUCCUUCUUCCCCACCUAAAAGAGUGACGGGCAGACCGGCUCGACACUCCAUCCAUCCCAGAACCCGCAGAGCUACGAGCGCGUCAAGGGGUCAGGAUUCAGGCUCCACGUGUCCUCUAGACUCAGUUUCUAACGGGACGUCUUAUCUUGCGCAUGCUCAGCUUGUCAAGGGGCUUCAACAUGACCACCUGGAGCAACUCCUGCAAGUGUCAUGUCAGUGCUGCGUGCACCGCUAAUCUCCUGCCCAAGGAUCACCGGCGCUCCUUCUGCAGGAGGUUCAGGUCAGUGUCUCCUCGGCGCCACGUCCUCUAGUGGCCGAAUCAACACAUUGAUGUUUAGUAAAAACGCGAUACCCCGACUCACGCUUCCUGCAGGGCGCGCGCACUGCGGGGAGCGCUUAAUCCCGUUUUCUCCCGUCUGAAGCGCGAUACUGUAUGUGAUAUACUAAUCCAGCAACAAUGAUGCUGAUACUGCAUUACAUUUUGUUUUUUUAAAGUUUGCUUCAGUUUAGCUCCAUCAGAGAUGCUUUGGUGGUGAAUUUACAAUGGGUCUGCAAAUGUAAUUGUAAAUGUAAUUCAAUAAACAGGUUUACAAUCUAGGUCUUGUGUGAGUAUCCCUAAACAUUAUUACUUUUUUAAUAUUAUACAUAUGCUAUCAAUUACAUAAUUUGAAUGGAUCUUUAUUGUUACGGUGCCCGGAUACAAAUGGACAGAAUUCUCCUUUUGUGGCACUUUGUGUGUCCUUGUGACGUGGGGCGCCCCUCUGCGAGGACACCCACUUUAUAAGGCAAUGGAGGCAGCAGCAGUAGCCCAGCCUCCCCUUUGUGUGCGACGCCCACGCUGAAGCCCUGGCAGCUAUAAAAGCCCCAGGCUCUCUGUGGAUGGGCCCAGACAGAUCCUGAUCACACAGACACAGUCUACUGAGAGCCCUCGUGUCUGCCGCAGACACGGCAGCCUCUCAUAUCAGCAGUUUCCAUAGGAACCCUCGAGGAACAGACACCGGGCUGAAUUGUGUAAAAAGAGGCUUGAUCCGUUCAGAGCAAUUACUUCUUUUUGACUUCAUUUGAUUUCCUUUUUUUCCUUCUUUUUUCACACUGGCAUAGAGGAGGAGGGUUAACUCCAAACAGAUAUUUUGUUCUUUUCUUUUCUUUUUUGGCUGUAGACAACUUUGUCUCCUUAGCUUUAGUUUUCUUCAGUUAUCUUCCAACCCUGGACCUCAGUGGCUAUGGUCUCUCACAGAUCUACCAAAGGAGCGUCCAAAGCCCGACGGGACCACAUCAAUCAUGAGAUCCGGAAUAUGCGAGCCCUGUUGCCCGUCACCCAGGAGGACCAAGAGCGUCUCUCCUACCUGCACUCCAUGUCCGCCAUCUGUGCCUACAUCAGGAAGUCUGUUCUGUUCCAGGAACUCCCGGCUGAGGCGAGAUCACGCUGCUCUCUGCCGUACGAGGCCUUCCUUCCAGCCCUGCACGGCUUCAUCCUGGUCACCACCGCACAGGGGAGGCUGGUCUACGUGUCCGAGAAUGUAGAGGAAUAUCUCGGUCUGUCCAUGAUAGAUGUGCUGCAAGGAGACACUUUGUACGACAUGGUGGAACACUCUGACAUUGGUAUUGUGAAAUCAAACCUGGACAUCGAUCACAACUCGCCAUCAGAGAGGAGCUUUAUAUGUUGUAUGCAAACCUCCAAGGCCUUCAAGCUGCAACACGGCAGCUGCUGUUCCAUGGUGGUCAAAGGGAGCUUCCAGUCGUUCCCUCAGCCGUGGCCGGCCUCCACUUCUGUCUGUCCCGCCAGCCAGUCUCUGUUGGUGGCCCUCUGCACUCCCACGGUCAACCGCCUGCAGAGCUGCGUUUCCCAGUCCUGUGACGGCUUCAACAGUGUCCACCGACUCGAUAUGACCUUCACUCAGCUGUCAGACAGCGUCAUAUAUUUUUUGGGGUAUUCGCCAGAAGAAUUGACCGGUCGAUCGUGGUACAGUCUCGUCCACCCUGAAGACCUUUCUUUGAGUGCAGAUUCUCACAGAAGUUUAAUGCUGGCAGAUGAGGGCUUCCAGGCGGAGAUGGUGCUCAGACUCCAGUGCAAAGAUCUGUCGUGGACCUGGAUCUACAGUCGAGCUAACAAGGAGGCGGAGUGCCAGGGCAUGAGCUGCACCAACUUCAUCAUCAGUGAAACAGAGGCCCGAUUUCUGCAGAAGAAAGUCAGCAGCGAUGCCUUCAGGCCAUUGCCUCUGGAACACUUUACAGAUCAACAGGCGGCUCACUCUCCGACCUCCAACAACACAAAGUGCUUUAAAAGACAGAGGACGUCCAGCAGCCAAAGCGAGGAGCCAAGUGCCAAAGCGAGGAGGGAGACCGAGCAAGACAUAUGCUAUGUGACGUGCGCCUCCUCCCAAGGCGAUGGCUUUCCUGCUCCCUCGGGAGAGAGCCUUGCUCUCUUCACCCCUCCCUACAGCCCAUACUCCUCCAGCUCCUCUCUGCAGGAGGAGGAGCUCAGCCAUGACCUCCUGAUGGAUGUGCAUGGAUACACAGAUCAGCUGCUGUCCUCCCCUGAGUGCUCUCCUUCCUAUUACUCCUACCCAGAGGCAGGGCUCAACUGUCACCAUUCACCCUCCAGCUCCCUCGCUUCAGCCACUGAACAGACAUUUGACCGGGCGGCCUUCGGCGCGCUGGGCGCCCGCUCUCCAGCCUCCUCCUCCUCUCCGACCUAUGAUUUCCAAGCUUGUACGGCCGAUGCUCGAUUAGUUCCAGACUGCCCGUCCAUGUCUGACAUGUGUGAGAGCCCAGUGGACUGUGCUCUGCAUCACGACGACUUCAGCCUCCUUGAGCAGCCACAAGGGGGCGACCUUGUCCAAGUGCAUCAUGUCCCCUACCACACGCUGCCCACACACUCCAGCCUUCUCACCCCCAGCCAAUCUCCCACAUCCACAGAGACGCCGCCUUACAACGAGAGGGAGCAGGCAGAGAUCAGUAUUCUGGCUCAGCAGAUCUCCUCCCUGGCCAGCAGCUUCGCCAUGUACCACACGCACAGCCCGCUUCAGAGUGUGAACCGACCUGCAACCACCAACGCCUGCGACUGGCCCCGUCACGCUCCGAUCCCCUCGGCCCUUCCUUUCAAGCGCGAGCUGGUCCUUGACGACGGCGUGUUCGACAGCAUCCUGAUCGACCUGGACAUGGGCGCGAGUAAAAGCGGAAUGUCCUGCCCCGGCGCUGCGGCGUACGGCUACCAGCAAGGCUUGUUGCGCUGCAGGAGUGGGUCCCUUCAGUCGGAGUCGGAGGCCCUCGGCCUCUCCCCGACCAUCACAGAGGAGCCGCUGCCUGCAGAGCAGUUCACUGCCAUGGGUCCCUUCAGUUUGCAGUUGGGACGCCAUGAGCAGAACACUGGGUUGCAUCAACUCAACCACUAUAUGCAGAGUGGCCUUCAGCAAGAUGAACUUGCAGAAGAAAACCUGUACUAAAAUAAGUCUGUGACUUACUGUACUACCAUGUGUAUGACAUAUUGUCAGGGCAAUCUUCCUCCGCUGGAUUCAAAGACAUUUAGAGGACGUGUUUGCUGAGACGCCGUUCCCUCGAGACUUCUUUCUGAAAUUGGAAAAUCAACUAAAGUAAAUGACUUGCUCUUCAAGAUGACAUUUUUGUCUUCAUGUCUCAACACUGCUGUUGACUGUUUUAUGUUUUGCUUCUGUCUUAUAUUUUAUGAAAAAGGUACUUUAAACAGAAACUUUUCUGACAUCACUUAAACACUGAAAUGGAGGUAUAUUUUUAUUCUAAUGCGGAGUGACCACAGUUUACUAUUGAGCACUUUAUCAAUGUCAUUGCCACAAGGAUUUUAUAAUGGAGAAGGCAUUCUGAUUUUAAAGGAAUAUUUCAAAGCUACCUGGAUGUGCUUUAAUGCAUACAUCAAUUCCUUAUAAUGAAGAGCCAUUUGUAAAUGUUUGGUUUUAGGUGCCUUAAAAACAGGAGAGGAAGACACUAAUCAGUUUGCCAAAAAAUAAUAAUACUAUUUGUCUUUUUCUCUGUGAGCCAUUAAUGCUUUCAUGUUGUUAUGAAUAAAUGAAUCAGUCAGCAAGACGAUGAUUGUUAAACACCUACCUCAGUGGUACAUCUAAAUACAUUCCAAGUCUGAAUUUUGUGAAUUAAUUGUAUUUAUUUUGAACUUCACUUUCACGUAAGUCUUAAAAAUGUUUUUAUUUUACUGCAAUGUGAAUCUUAAACUUAGGUUUGUCCUUCCCACAUUAGUUUUCUUCAUAGUAUGGUACUGCACAUUUAAAAUGUAAAUAAAUCAAAUGAAAAAUA
Messenger RNA from Cyclopterus lumpus (lumpfish), 6542 nucleotides. It is a transcript of the gene npas4l, whose product is annotated as neuronal PAS domain protein 4 like. Gene Ontology annotation, biological process: regulation of transcription by RNA polymerase II. Bases 3482 to 5704 code for a protein of 740 amino acids. Gene Ontology annotation, molecular function: DNA-binding transcription factor activity, RNA polymerase II-specific; protein binding; RNA polymerase II transcription regulatory region sequence-specific DNA binding. Lineage: Eukaryota; Metazoa; Chordata; Actinopteri; Perciformes; Cyclopteridae. The record is from RefSeq and is a predicted model, not a curated record. The transcript is spliced from 8 exons.